This is a messenger RNA of Ostrea edulis (European flat oyster), 1788 nucleotides long. RefSeq lists its product as uncharacterized. The record is from RefSeq and is a predicted model, not a curated record. NCBI's taxonomy places the organism in Eukaryota, Metazoa, Mollusca, Bivalvia, Ostreida, Ostreidae. Bases 518 to 1654 code for a protein of 378 amino acids. The transcript is spliced from 6 exons.
UUUUUUUACGGAAGGACAACUUGAAUGAUGUAAUUUUUCUUCAUUCGGAACAUCUAAUUGGGUCUCAUAAUAACACAAGCAAACGUUUAUAAACCUUAUUUUUAUCCUAUCGUUAAAUAGUAAAUCAUAAAUUUGUAACACAUAUUAGAGACACUGGAAUGGUAGCUACGGUGCAAUAUUGAUUUGAAGUCUUUGGAUGACGUUUACCUAUUUAAAGAUGUUUAUUGUUUCAGUAUGAAUGGGUAAAAAUUGCAACAAUACCUUGACACGUGACAAAACAGUUAUCAGUCAGAAGCCCAGUCAUCGUUAACUGGAGUAUAAAGAGCGGGUUAUCUGACCCCUUGUCACACCGUAAUGUUAACAAAAAAGGCCGAUUUUGGAGAUGGUUUGAAUUAAUAAAAGAUUGUAGGUCUAACCACAGGAUUUAAAUCUUUUUAUUUUACCUUGGCUAAAUCAAAACGCCAUAUUGAAUUCCACUCUUAUAAAAAUUUAGUUUGCUAUCAACAAGAGACUGAAAAUGGUAUGGAAAUUUGUAUCUGCAUACUUGUGUAUACUGGGACCUUUUCCUUCAGAGCUUCAGAGUUUCAGUAACAGAGAAGAAAUUGGGAAUGUCCUUUGUGGCUAUACCGCCCGCCUGGAGGCUUCCUGGAACUCUAAUUGCACUGGUACCAUUAACAUUACAAUACGGCUGCCGUCCGGAUUCUGGGAAGCCAUGAAGAAUACACAUUACACCGAAGCACUGUUUGAAGUCGAUAAUGGGUCUAUCCCCAAUCCAGCAUGGAACUUCAAUUGCUUUCCGAAGGACUCCGGAAAAUGUUUCAAAGAGAUACAGCUGGUGCAUCCGAUAAGAAAUGGGGUACAGGAGUUUGGAAUCACCUUGAAGCCGAACAGGACGUAUUAUGGAUGUACGAUUGUGCAACGUAAAGAGCGAUGUUUUCUGAAACCUGACACAUCAACAACAGUUGAAAAUCCGAAACCUGACACAUUAACAACAGUUAUAAUUCCGACACCACCUGAAACCCCAUUGUGGUGGUUUAUCAUCAUCAUCUGUAUGUUGUUAAGUCCUGUAGCCUUAGGGGUCAUCUUCUUAUUGCAUAGAAAAUUGAAAUACCAGAGAUUACAUGUAAAUACAGAUCUCAAAGUCCUUGUACUGGACCUCUCAGAAAAUUCAGGACACCCAAGUACCGAGGUCCAACCAUUAACUACAUGUACCUCAUUUACUGCAAGUUUUAAAAGACAGCUAGAGGACCGGUGCAGAUUGACAGUUGUGAAUUCACAGAACCCAGAAUAUUCUUAUUUAAACAAUGAUGACUACGAUGCCUUGAUUCAUUCAAAUGAUGCAUUCAUAAUCAUUCCUAGUGUGCGCAUGACACCGACGGGAGAAGACGAAGAAUUACAAAUGGAUGUUCAAGUGACAGUCAACAUUUUGCGACACCUUCAGUAUUGCAGAGACCGUUGUGUGUUUGUCUGUUGUACAAACCAUGGUGAUGCUCAUCUGACUUUAAAGGAAAAUUACACGCAUUUUCGUCACACACCAAUUUACAAGUUUGAAUUGCGAAAUUUAACUAGUCUGCGUAACCAGAAUAUUCUUACUGACCUGUUGCAAUAUCUUCUGGAUAAAGUUUCUGAAUUUAGACCUAUGAACAACAUUUGAAUUAAUUACCUGUAUUAAAUUUCUUUUAGAACUAACCCCUUACCUUUAUAGGCCAAGCUAUGAACCUGGUCAAAAUUUAUGAGACUAUGUAAUAAAAUAAUGUUUCUUUGUGUAUUAAAUCAGUGUACCCCUGA